AUGCAAACACAAGUAUAUGAGGGGUUUUGUAAAAAUUAUUUUUCUCUCGCUGAACUACAAAGACAUAAGUUGGACAUACUGUUUUCUUCUUUUCUUCUUCUCUUUCUUCUAUUUCUUGUGGGUAUUAUGCCUAAUAACACAACAAGUUUAGCAAGUCCGUGGCCAGAAAACUUUUGGGAGGACCUUAUAAUGUCCUUCACUGUAUCCAUGGCAAUUGGGCUGGUAAUUGGAGGAUUUAUUUGGGCUCUGUUCGUUUGUUUGUCUCGAAGAAGAAGAGCCAGUGCUCCCAUCUCACAAUGGAGUUCAAGCAGGAGAUCUAGAUCUUCUUACAACCAUGGCCUCAGCAGAACUGGAUUUUACCGCCACAGUGGCUGUGAACGUCGAAGCAACCUCAGUCUGGCCAGUCUCACUUUCCAGCGACAAGCUUCCCUAGAACAAGCAAAUUCCUUUCCAAGAAAAUCAAGCUUCCGGGCUUCUACUUUCCAUCCCUUUCUGCAAUGUCCUCCACUUCCAGUGGAAACUGACAGUCAGCUGGUGACUCUCCCUUCUUCCAAUACUUCUCCCACCAUCAACACUUCCCACAGUCUGAGCCGUCCUGAUUUCCACUGGUCCAGUAACAGUCUUCGAAUGGGUCUUUCAACACCGCCCCCGCCUGCCUAUGAGUCCAUCAUAAAGGCAUUCCCAGAUUCUUGAGUAUAGUGAUUUUCUUGUUUCUUUUUCUGAAAGAAAAUCAGAAAUAGGCUAAAUAGAAUUAGGGUAUGGCCUAAGCAAUGAGUGAGUUUCCAAGUUGAAACAUGGUCAUGCAACUUAGGUGUUUUUAUGUAAAAUACAUUUUCUUUUAACACAAUUUUUUCCUUGUCUCAAAAAUUUAAUAUUUUCCCCAGUAUAUUUAUGUAUUUUGUAUUCAAUGUGAGGCUUAUUAAAGAUAAUGAUUCUAAUCUAAGAAUCAGUCAUGAUACAUUAUACACAUUUCAGAUUAAAAAUAAAAACUUGGCCGGCUACAGUGGCUCAAACCU
This is a messenger RNA of Carlito syrichta (Philippine tarsier), 1016 nucleotides long. RefSeq names its product MYC target 1 (gene MYCT1). Lineage: Eukaryota; Metazoa; Chordata; Mammalia; Primates; Tarsiidae. Gene Ontology annotation, cellular component: nucleoplasm. The record is from RefSeq and is a predicted model, not a curated record.